UAAUGGCGGACGACGUGGAAAAGAAAGGACUUCUUGAUAUUUCGAUGGAUGAUGAUGAAGAAGAGGAACUUAAUGUGGUACAUAAAAAUGAAUUCAACUUUCAAGAUUACCAUAAAGAUGAAGAUAAUCAAGUAAUGGGAACCAUUGGCGAAACCACCAGAAUUAAUGAUGCUACAACAAAUAUUUCAACACAGGCAUUAGACGACAGUGAUGAUGAAGGAGAUAAAACAGAGUUAUUGGCAUCAGAAAGAAAGUCACCACCAUUUUGGACAUUUGAGUACUACCAAGGAUUCUUUGAUGUUGAUACUGCACAAGUUUGUAAAAGAAUUCUUGGGUCAAUGGUACCUGCAUACAAGAAGAACUAUCUCGUCUCACAGAUCAGACCCAACCCAGACUUAUACGGUCCAUUCUGGGUCUGUGCAACAUUAGUAUUUACAACAGCGAUUGCUGGUAAUCUUGCAAGCUACUUGGUGGAGAAGGGGGACCACGAAUGGGUUUAUGAUUUUCACAAAGUGACUUUGGCAGCCGGWGCAAUCUACACAUAUGCUUUCCUGAUUCCAACAGCAUUAUGGGGGCUUUUGUUAUGGAGAAGAAGCACYGCUGGAUACUCAUUUUUGGAAAUAUUGUGUGUUUAUGGGUAUUCUCUGUCUAUAUAUGUACCAAUUUCAGUAAGUACACGAUGAUAAUAGCUCUACUUUA
Molecule: messenger RNA, 699 nt
Organism: Exaiptasia diaphana
Lineage: Eukaryota; Metazoa; Cnidaria; Anthozoa; Actiniaria; Aiptasiidae
Product: protein YIPF1
Exons: 8
Coding region: 3-683 (226 amino acids)
Biological process (GO): vesicle-mediated transport
Cellular component (GO): membrane; Golgi apparatus
Molecular function (GO): small GTPase binding
Source: RefSeq, a predicted model, not a curated record